This is a messenger RNA of Pelobates cultripes (western spadefoot toad), 1410 nucleotides long. The record is from the annotation of a GenBank genome assembly. Lineage: Eukaryota; Metazoa; Chordata; Amphibia; Anura; Pelobatidae.
AUGAAGCGAAAUCGACCAAGCGGGUCUCAGCAACAAAAAAUUAAGAAGGCAAAAGAAAAGUCAGCUGAGGCGAUGUCUGGAUCAAUUUUAAAAUAUGUUGCACCUUCAACAUCUACCGCAGUAGGAGAAAGCGCUGAAGACAUUCAGUCUGUUGAAUCCAGAGGUGAAAUGCCUGAAGUAUCUUCUCAAGACGCUUCAUAUGGGAAAGCGCAAGAAUUGGAGAAGAUCAUUUUAUCUUCAAGCGGUGAAAGUGAUGUAGAUGAAGGCGAUGCCAGCAGAAGCCUGCAUCAGCAAGACUCUGAUGAUGAUGAUGAAGAAGAAGAAGAAGAAGAAGAAGAAGAAGAAGAAGAAGAAGAGGAGACUGUUCGACUGUCAGUUUAUUCUGAUGUUGCUGCUUGGCCAGUUCCAGUUCCAGAUGUUUUAAGAGUGGACCUUAUUAAGAGGGGAAGUGAACCUUUCCAAAAUAGAGAUGGGCCAUUCAGUCCUGUUGAAAGGCAAGGAGAGAAAUCAAAAGGGAAGAGUCGACAGUUGACCACUGCAUGGUUCUAUAAGGCUCUGCCUAAUGGCGAAAAAAUUCUUAGAAUGUGGAUGGUGUACUCUCCAUCAAAACAAAGUUUGUUUUGUUUUUGCUGCAGACUUUUUGCUGUUGAUGACAAAGUAACAGGGACAUCCAGUUUUGUUACUGGGUUUCAAUUGUGGUGGAAGCUGAACCCAAAGGUGUCUGAUCAUGAGGCUUCUGAGCAGCAUCUUACAUACUUGGAGAAAUGGAAGACCUUGAGAGCAGGAUUGAAGCUACAAAAAUGCAUUGAUCAUGUCCAUCAAACAACAGUGGAAAGAGAGAAAAGGAAAUGGAGGGAUAUUUUGCAUCGCCUUUUGGAUGUAACUUUGUUUCUGGCUCACCAGAAUCUUCCCUUUCGUGGUCAUAGAGAGACCAUGUCAUCCGCAAACAAAGGCAACUUCCUUGAAUUGGUAGAAUUGCUCUCAAACUAUGACCCCAUUUUAAAGGAACAUUUCAUGAGGCUGAAACAUGCUGUUGCAUCUGGAAAGAGAAUGACUUCCUAUUUCUCUCCAAAAAUUCAGAACGAAUUAAUUUGUCUGUUGGGAAAUCAUGUGAAGGACAAAAUAGUGGCUGAUAUCAAGAAAGCAAAGUACUUUGGGAUUCUUUUUGACAGCACCCCUGAUGUGUCCCACACUGAUCAGAUGUGUGAAGUGAUCAGAUAUGUUCAUAUUGAAGGGGACCAUGUUGAAGUAAAGGAAUCAUUCUUGGGGUUCUUUCCUGUUGCUGAAAAGACUGCUGCUGAACUCACAGAAAAUAUCCUGCAACAUCUGGAGGAAGAUGGACUAGACAUAAGCCUUUGCCGUGGUCAAGGAUAUGAUAAUGCUGCAACUAUGGCAGGGAAAGCGUAUUAA